Paramuricea clavata is the source of this 192-nucleotide messenger RNA. The record is from the annotation of a GenBank genome assembly. NCBI's taxonomy places the organism in Eukaryota, Metazoa, Cnidaria, Anthozoa, Malacalcyonacea, Plexauridae.
AUGCCUGUUUCCUUUAUAAGAAAUAAAAAAAUAAAAGAAGAGUAUAAAUCACUUUUACGUCAAGGAAGUAUGAUACCCAUAGCACCUAUAGCAAGACGUCGAUUACCUACAACAACACCACGUCAAACAGCAACGCCACAAACACCUCAGAGACCUCUCAAACGCCCCAGAGAUUAUCUUAACAGACCGUAA